Messenger RNA from Anopheles merus, 1598 nucleotides. RefSeq names its product UPF0692 protein CG33108. Lineage: Eukaryota; Metazoa; Arthropoda; Insecta; Diptera; Culicidae. The coding region runs from base 282 to 1181 and encodes 299 amino acids. The transcript is spliced from 4 exons. The record is from RefSeq and is a predicted model, not a curated record.
CAGUUGCAGUUGCUGCUGUUCUGUGGCACCCUUUUUUUGUUUGGUUGCGUUCAUCCUGCAGCGCAAAACACACACACAUACGCGGGCGGAGUGUGCCGUGCGUCCUUUACCUUCCCUUUUGCGCAAGCUGGCGCAACUAAACCACAACAAAGGGAUCGCCCUUCCUUCCCCGUAGUGCACCUACGUUCUACUCCACACACACACACUCCGCACUCACCCACCCACCCACCCACGACCAUUUCGCUCUGUCCACCUCUUCCCCGGAGCGUGUCGCCAGCACCAUGUCGAACAGCACACCGUCGCCACCUCCAACGCCACCACCUGCACCACCACCAGUGUCGGGCGGGGGAGUGGCACCGCCACCGCCACCGCCGGCCAAAACGCCCCUCUCCGAGCUGAACCUAGACGUGCUCAAUAACAGCAGCAACCGCAUCAGCAAACCAGCAAACCAUCCCGCCAUACUUUCGUCCGGCGAGUGUGCCUGGGCGACCCAGUACCCGGAGAUACAGAAGGCCUGCUUCCUGAACCGCGUCUGCCAGUAUGCGCCGCCGCGCGAGCUGCGCGUCCAGAACGUGGAGCCGAUACUGCAGAACGGGCCGACCUGCGGCCUGACCGCGCUCAGCAUGAUCUUCGACGGGGCACCGUCGGCGACGGUCCUGCUCGAGCAGGCUGUGACCCGCGGCUACUCCAACAACGGGGAGAUGUUUAGCGCACGCCAGCUGAACGAGCUGUUCGAGCAGGUGCUGGAGGAGAACCGGCACCUGGUGGAGUACAAGCCCGUCACCCACACGCUCGUCGGUGGCUGGAUGGACGACCCGAACAUCCAGAUCAAGCUGCGCCUCGGGGCCAUGUUUCUUGUGCCUUACGAUCCGGACCGGAAUCAUACGCCCUGCCUCAACAAAGGACACCGGGCCCACUGGGCACUGAUUGUCGGCUAUCUAAUCGAUCAGUUUGACGAUUUUUACGUGUUUGCACGCCACGGGAAAACGAAAAACCUCGCCCUCUGGUCACUGCGCGACCUGUCCCGCAGCAACGGUAAUCUAGUCGAGUUCUGCCAACCGGUAGGACAUCCCAACGAAACCUUCAUCCUGCCCGAGGGUGGCAUGGGCGGGUGUAACGGUUUGCGCUGCAAAUUCAUCAUGAUCGAGCACUACAAGGCCAAGACGGAGAUCGCACUAUGAGACACACCGCGUGGCAGCAACACGUGCAUGCAGGUUCUUCCAGCCGGCCAACAACGCCGUCCACCGCCGAUUGUACAGCACACUACCAUCCCCUUUUUGCCCUCCGUUUCACACCUUCUUUCCCCCACUGUUUGCUUAGAUUGUUAUUUAUUCCCACCGGUGUGUGUACAGACACACACGCACACACAGACACACACCGGUGGCACACACAGAGGACAGAUGCAACUAUUUAUGGAACUAUUUAUCUUUUAUUUAAUAUUCAUAGCUUUAUUUUCGGGUUUCCGUUUUGGCUAUAUAUAUAUAUAAUUUAUUUUAAAACAUGCAUAAAACAGUAUUGAGAUAUUUUUUGUCCCAUCUCUCUCUCUCUCUCUCUCUCUCUCUCUCUCUCUCUCUCUCUCUCCCUCUCUCUCUCUCUCU